AUGAUCAAUUGCGACGAAAACGCAGACGCCACUGGGAAUCAGAAAGACAUCCCACCCAAUAGUGAAAUAAAAAAUGGAAUGCAGGAAAAAGGAAUUGAUGUAAAAGAAGCCGAAGCGUACGACGCAAAUGAAGACAACACCAAAAAUAAAGGCGUUUGGUAUAAUGCCAGAACGAAGUGUUGGCUAGCUUGUGUCAAAGGGAGUGGUAGACACCUUCGUGUUUUUUCUGUGAAGAAACAUGGAUUUAAGAGAGCCAGAAUGUUGGCAGUUGAGUGUAAAAAUUCGACUGUCAUUAAUUUCAACCCCUUGGGGAAUGGGCAAACCAACGGGGUGGCCAACGGGGUAGCGAACGGGGUGGCCAACGGGGUGGCAAACGGGGUGACAAACGGAUCGACUAGCCAAGGUGAGCACCCCCCGAGUAGUAAAGUAAAGGACACGGAGUCCACUCCCCCCCAAAGCAAUGGUGUAUACGCGAAACUUAAAAAUGAGCCGAGGAAUUACGGCAGAGGAAGAACCAGAGCAUACAGCUACAAUGAAGCGAGUGGAACACAUCACGCAAAACUUGAAACACAAGAAUCGAUGGAUAUAGGAAGUUUAGCCACCAUGAAUAGCGAAAAUGCGAGUGCGGUUACAAAUGCUAGUAUUAGCGCAAGUGCUAGUGCAAACGGUGCGGAAGAAGGACCCGAGCGAAGAAGACGUUACAAUACAAGAAGAGGCAAUAAUAAAUCUUUGGAACAGUUAAAUAAGAAAAAGGAAAAAAAUGAAACCAACCAAGAAGAUGCUUCUUUCUACAAAGCAAGCAACAGUUUCAGUGUCAGUCCCUCCACGUCCAGAGGGUACAAUGUGAGGGGGCAUUAUAAUACCAAAGGAAGUUUAAACAUAAAAGGGAAUAGCGUCAAGAGAGGUACCAAUUACAAUAGUAUGAAACGUAAUAACAGUAUCUCGAAGGGGUAUGAUGGAAUUUCCAAAGGAGGAAGUAACAACCUGAGAGGAGUAACAACAUCGAAGGUCUCCCAAGGUAGGAAUAAUAUGUCCAAGGGGGGAGGAGGAACAAAUACCAUUUCCAAAGGGAAAGAGCCCAACAGACAUAGAUUUUAUCAUACGGAGAGUUCCAAUUAUAAUUUGACCACUCGGAGGAGUCGUAAUUAUCAUGUGACAAGGGAUAGGUGCAGAAGCGAGAGCUUAACUGCUGAUGAAGUGAAAUGUUACAAAGAAGAAAGGAAGCACUCGGUGCAGACGGAAAAUGGGAAAAGACAAAGUGAGACCCUUGUGGAGACACUAGAAGGUUAUCAAGGGGAUAAUAGAAAGAGGAAAAAAACUACAAAGGAUAAGUUCAGUUAUCUGAUUAAGAAAGACAAUGGUGAUGACGACCAUCGUGGUGGUGACGACCAUCGUGGGGGUGAUGACCACCGUGGUGACGAACGCCGUGGUGACCCCUCUGCUAUUUCUGCUUCGGCUUACCCGGAGACUACUAGCCAUAAUGACCACAAGAGCCUAAGCAAUCAUGCCACCCACAACACACACAACAUACACAACACGCGUAACACACGUAGCACACGCAACAGUACCGUGCAUGCUGUACAUUUUGCUUCGAAGGAGCAAAACGGGCAAGAGGAAAAAAACAGCCAGGGUGAUUUCCAAAAUAUGGGUAGCCUGAAUACCCGUUCAAGCGCCACGCAGAACUACCGACAUGGCACACACAAUGAAGGUUACAACAACGUUUAUGAAAGUGGCCAUCAUACUCCUUACAAUAGUACUUGCAAUACUUCUUACCAUAACGUUUACCAUAGCGCCCAAACAAAUCAGCAAAAUACCGCAACGGGGCGUACCUACCACAACACCCGCUCGAGCCAUAAUACACGGUCCAGUAACAGCACGAGGCCCACCAACGUUGCUCGAACCAGCAACGACACAGGAAUAAGCAACAGUACACGAUCCAGUAACAAUACGUGCAUCAUAACGGACAAGGAUUUUCAAAUUGAUUCUCCCGAACAAACAAACGAAGAUUUCUACUUGGUAAAACCAAUGAACUAUGAGUACAACGAUAACAACGCAUGCAAAGAACGAAGUAACAAAGGAACAAGAAAGGAAAAGGAAAAAGAAUAUAACUUCAUUUUUUCAAACGACUGUUAUUCUGAUUAUUGUAACCAGAACAAAGAUGAGUAUAAGGCAAACUUUAUUGACCUCACAAGGGAAGCCUUGUCAUUAAUUUUGCAGGAUUUAAAAAAAAAUGUUAUCCCCAAAAUACCCGUAGGGAUAGAGAAAAGAGAAAGGUACACCAAUUCCUUGCGCUUGUGUUUGAAAAGUGCCAAAUUUACCAAGCACAUAAACGAAUUGGAACCUUACCUGGAAUUAUUUAGCGAGUGUAUAAAAAACAGUAAACUUCCUAGUCAUAUGGAUUUGAAGGAUCAGCUGUUUUAUCUGGACAAACUGUGA
Messenger RNA from Plasmodium knowlesi strain H, 2436 nucleotides. Its product is annotated as AP2 domain transcription factor AP2-O5, putative. The transcript is spliced from 2 exons. The record is from RefSeq and is a predicted model, not a curated record. NCBI's taxonomy places the organism in Eukaryota, Apicomplexa, Aconoidasida, Haemosporida, Plasmodiidae. Gene Ontology annotation, molecular function: DNA-binding transcription factor activity. Bases 1 to 2436 code for a protein of 811 amino acids. Gene Ontology annotation, biological process: regulation of DNA-templated transcription.